GCUCCUGGUAAUCGUCCAUACUGCAAGACUGAGGGGGUGUAUAAAUUAUGGAAAAGGAAAGAGUACAGGUGUGCUGGGAGGUGAGGGGGCUCUGGUGCUAGCCGAGCGUGCAAUAGGUAUAAAAAGCAGAGGGAGGUGAAGAGGAGAAAAAAGGACCGCAGAUAUCGCCUCCCCUCCGUCCCCUUUCACGCUUGGAAGCAGCGCUCCCCUCUGCUCGACUCCAAGGCGCGUGCGUCUGACGUAGAGCCAAUCACGGGCCAGACGCGAAUUGCUGCGAUUGCGACCAGCUAAAAAAAUUUUCCCCUUCCUGGCCAGCUCAGCGCCAGCCCCUUUUCAUUCCUACUCAAUUCAAACGCUUUUUUUCCAGCACAUACAUUACAGCACCAUGCAGCGGCCAGACCGACGCGAAGCGAACCAGAUCCGAUCCCUGCACUGCAUGCUGGGCCAGCUCAGCCGCGUCGACGGCUCGGCGCAGUUCUCGUCGGGCAAGACGUCGGUGCUGUGCGGCGUCUACGGCCCCAUCGACGUCAAAGUGUACGACGAGAAGCUGGACCGCGCGCACAUCGAGGUGAAGUUCCGGCCAGACAUCGGCGUGCCCACAACAAAGGACAAGUGGGUGGAAUCGGCCGUGCGCAGCACGUUCGAGAAGGAGGUCCUGGCGCAGCUUCACCCGCGCACGCUGGUGCAGAUCAACCUGCAGGUGCGCGAGAACGACGGCUCUGUCGAUGCCACGGCCAUCAAUGCCACAACCAUGGCGCUGGUGGAUGCAGGCGUGCCGAUGAAAACCACGGUGGCAGCGGCCGCCUGUGUGGUGCUCAAGGACGGCAGCAUUGUGGCCGAUCCGACAAAAGAGGAGGCGGAGCUGGCGGUCUCAACUCACACGUUUGCCUUUGCCAACGGCUCGUCCGACGGCCCGCUGUAUGUGGAUUCGCGGGGCCGGUUCUCGAUGGCCGAGUACAACAGGUGCUACGACCUGUGCCGGCUGACGUGCGACCGCAUCCUGGCCUUCAUGCGCACUGCGCUCGAAAGCAAGAUCCAGAAGGAGUCAGCCAUCUCGGCUGUGUAAGGAUCCUUAAGGCUUUUAGUUGUGGUAUU
This is a messenger RNA of Linderina pennispora, 1095 nucleotides long. RefSeq names its product ribosomal protein S5 domain 2-like protein. Gene Ontology annotation, cellular component: nuclear exosome (RNase complex); cytoplasmic exosome (RNase complex); nucleolus. Gene Ontology annotation, biological process: nuclear mRNA surveillance; rRNA catabolic process; poly(A)-dependent snoRNA 3'-end processing. The coding region runs from base 386 to 1066 and encodes 226 amino acids. Lineage: Eukaryota; Fungi; Kickxellomycota; Kickxellomycetes; Kickxellales; Kickxellaceae. The record is from RefSeq and is a predicted model, not a curated record. The transcript has a single exon.